Messenger RNA from Dichomitus squalens LYAD-421 SS1, 1098 nucleotides. RefSeq names its product 1-acylglycerol-3-phosphate O. Gene Ontology annotation, molecular function: 1-acylglycerol-3-phosphate O-acyltransferase activity. Bases 1 to 1098 code for a protein of 365 amino acids. The transcript has 3 exons. The record is from RefSeq and is a predicted model, not a curated record. NCBI's taxonomy places the organism in Eukaryota, Fungi, Basidiomycota, Agaricomycetes, Polyporales, Polyporaceae. Gene Ontology annotation, biological process: phosphatidic acid biosynthetic process. Gene Ontology annotation, cellular component: membrane; endoplasmic reticulum.
AUGUCCUUCCUGGCCAGCAUCAUCAAGCCUCUCGCCUACGUCUCUCUCCCCGUCUUCGCCCUCAAGACUUGGGCAGACUCCAGCCCAUUCGCCCGGUACUAUGUCCGUCUCGGUCUCUACCUCUCCACCCUCGGAGUCUGCUCUAUAUGGGGUGUGAUAUGUUCGAUAGGCUUGGGCCUCACAGGCAACCGCUUUGACGUAUUCUAUAUCGUCGCGCGCAGCUUCUACUUCCUCGCGAGCCGUGUAAUCGGCAUCCGUCUCAUCGUAGAGGGCCAAGACUACCUCGAGACGCGACCCUCCGUCCUGGUCGGCAACCAUCAGAGCAUGCUCGAUAUUCUCUACCUUGGGAGGAUCUUCCCUCGUCGAGCCUCCAUCAUGGCGAAGAAGGAGCUGCAAUGGUCGCCGCUAUUGGGUCAAUUCAUGACCCUCGCCGGGGCUGUCUUUGUCGACCGCGGGAACAACGCGCGCGCGGUGCGGUCGCUCACUGCAGCCGGCGAGAUCAUGAAGGAACGCAACAGCUCCCUCUGGCUCUUCCCCGAGGGCACGCGCUCGAUGCGUCCAUACCACGAUAUGCUCCCCUUCAAGAAAGGCGCGUUUCAUACGGCCAUUCAGGCGCAAGUCCCGAUCGUUCCAGUGAUCUGCGAGAACUACUGGAGGUUGUACAGGAAGGGCGUGUUUGAGAGCGGUACUCUUAAAGUCAAAGCUCACAAAGCCCGUCUAGUCCUUCCGCCUAUUCCCACAACCGGCCUUACGGCUGCGGAUGCAUCUGAAUUGGCGAUUCGCGUGCACGACAUGAUGGUAGAGACUCUGCGCGAGAUAUCUGCUCCCCCUCCUCCGGGCACGGAGCCCAAGACAGCACAACCCGCCGUGACGCCGGCACCAUUGGCUACUCCCGCCCAGCCUCCUACCCCGUCCGAACCAACCAAGGAAAACGAGCCUGAGCCACUCCGGACCGCAAGCCGAGCGUCGAACAGCGUGUCCGAGAACUCUGCCACCUCCUCGCCUGUAUUGACCCACAGUCGGAUGGAGGGUAGCGAAUAUGGAACGGAGACGGAAGAGGAUGACGGGAUGGUCUUGGUUGGCAGACCAAGCCAUUGA